This is a messenger RNA of Solanum dulcamara, 942 nucleotides long. RefSeq lists its product as uncharacterized. The transcript has 6 exons. The record is from RefSeq and is a predicted model, not a curated record. Lineage: Eukaryota; Viridiplantae; Streptophyta; Magnoliopsida; Solanales; Solanaceae. The coding region runs from base 44 to 739 and encodes 231 amino acids. Gene Ontology annotation, cellular component: membrane.
UCUAAUAGUAUCUAUUUUUAUUCCAAGAGAAUUUGCUGCUUAGAUGGACGAUUCAAUCAUAAAUUUGAUAGUAUUUGGAGUUGUAUCAUGGACAACAUUAUUUUUAUUAACAAGAAAAUUGUUCCCAAAUCGUUCUUUUGAUUUUUGUAACCGUUUGGUUUCUACAUUUCAUGCAAUUUUAGCAGUAACUUUGGCUUCAAUCUCUGUUCAAGAUUGGACUUGUCCACUUUGUCCUUUAGCUUCAAGAUCUUCUCACAAGCAGAUGAAGGCAUUGGCAGUGACAGUGGCAUACCUUAUUUAUGAUUUUGUAUGUUGUCUUUUUGACAAGCAAGUGAAGAUUGAUAACUUGAUACAUCAUUUGGUGAGUGUUGUUGGACUUGGAGCUGGCCUUGCCUAUGAAUGGUGUGGUUCAGAAAUGGUAGCAGCAUUGUGUGUGACAGAGAUUUCAAGUCCAUUUUUACACAUGAGGGAGAUUCUCAAAGAGCUUGGAUAUAAAGAUACUGACCUUAAUCUUGCAGCCGAUGUCUUAUUUGCAAUAAUUUUUAGUUGUGCUAGGAUGAUAGGGGGACCAUAUCUAACUUAUGUCACUCUUUCUGCUGAUAAUCCAAUCCUCAUUAAGGCAAUGGCUUUAGGACUGCAACUUGUUAGUGCUUUUUGGUUCUAUAAGAUUGCUAGGAUGAUCAUGUACAAAUUUUCUAGGAGAAAUAAAGCUAAAACUGCUCAUUCAAAUAGUUUUUGACACCCGUUCUCAAACUCGUUGCAAGUGAGGUGCAGUGAUUCCAAUCAGUAGAUGGCGAGCCUUUAUUAUUCGAGGGCAAAUCUAUUCAGAGUUUCUAGUUUAUACUUUUCUUAUCUAUUGUUUAGAGUAGCUUAGGAUUUGUCUUAGCUGCUCAUCAAUAUUAAUAGAGGCUUCAUACACAGUCAAUCAAUAGUUAUAUUAAU